Messenger RNA from Pneumocystis murina B123, 1248 nucleotides. RefSeq lists its product as hypothetical. Gene Ontology annotation, cellular component: GPI-anchor transamidase complex. Gene Ontology annotation, biological process: attachment of GPI anchor to protein; proteolysis; protein localization to cell surface. Bases 433 to 1248 code for a protein of 271 amino acids. NCBI's taxonomy places the organism in Eukaryota, Fungi, Ascomycota, Pneumocystomycetes, Pneumocystales, Pneumocystaceae. The record is from RefSeq and is a predicted model, not a curated record. Gene Ontology annotation, molecular function: GPI-anchor transamidase activity. The transcript is spliced from 5 exons.
AGAAAUUCUUAAGAAAUUGAGGCCGAAUAUCAAUGGAUUUUAGAGGAAUAUGGGUUAUUUUUCUAUUUUUCUAUUGUUUAAAAGUAUUUUCAAUGAUUUUGAGAGAAAAUCAGGAAAAAAUAGAGCAAAAAACAGGAUAUACUAGUAAUUGGGCAGUACUUGUUUCAACGUCUAGAUUUUGGUAUAAUUAUAGACACAUGGCAAAUACAUUAGGAAUGUAUCGUACAAUUAAACGACUUGGAAUUCCCGAUUCACAAAUUAUAUUGAUGUUAUCAGAUGAUGUUGCAUGUAAUUCUCGUAAUGUAUUUCCUGGGAGUGUGUUUCAUAACUCGGACCAUGCUUUGGAUCUAUAUGGAGAUGAUAUUGAAGUGGAUUAUCGUGGUUAUGAAGUAACAGUGGAAAAUUUUAUUAGAUUAUUAACAGGUAUUAUUGAUGUUUGUGUAUUUUUUGUUAAAAAGGAAAAUGGAGGUUAAUGGUUUAGGGAGAGUUCUUCCUGAUACGCCUAGAUCGAAACAACUUUUAACAGAUGAUCGAUCGAAUAUUUUUGUAUAUAUGACGGGACAUGGAGGUGAUAAUUUUUUGAAAUUUCAAGAUUUUGAAGAAAUUUGUUCUCAUGAUAUUGCGAAUGCAUUUGGACAAAUGUGGGAAAAGAGACGGUAUCAUGAAAUUUUAUUUAUGAUAGAUACAUGUCAAGCAAAUACAAUGUUUUCAAAGUUUUAUUCUCCGAAUAUUCUUGCAAUUGGAUCUUCAGAAUUAAAUGAAUCAUCUUAUUCGCACCAUUCUGAUAAAGAUAUUGGGGUAUCUGUUAUUGAUAGAUUUACUUAUUAUACUUUGGAUUUUUUAGAAAAAGUGAAUAUUACUUCGAAAUAUACAUUUAAGGAUUUGUUUGAUUCAUAUGAUAAAGAUCUUGUGCAAUCUACACCUGGCAUUAAAACUGACCUUUUUAGUCGAAAAAUUGAUAAUGUUAAAAUAAUUGAUUUUUUUGGAAAUAUAAGAAAGGUAGAAAUUAGCCAGGAAGAUCAAAAAUUAAAAUUAGGAGAAUCAUUAAUUGAUACAGCUAAUCCAUAUAAUUUUUUAGAGACUAAAUCAAACUUUACUUCAGAUUCAAACUUAAAAAAAUCAAACAUGUACUUUUCUGAAUUGCAGAAAGCAACUCGUUUACAAUCAUCAAAAAGAGUAAUAAAACUUAAAGUUAUAGGCAUUACAAUUUUUUAUAUUAGCAUUUUGAUUUUAAUAUGUAAAUUUUAA